AUGCUGGCCUGUAUUCAGAGACGGCAGAACCUCUCAUCGCAGCAUCUGGCCUGCACACCUAAAAGCCUCGAUGUUCCACCACCGCCAUUACUGCUGCCAGUACUGCAGCCACGCACCCACAAAGGGGAGCCAGCCUCCAUGAUUUCUCGGUAUCCUUCUCCUGCAGAGUUGGAUGCUUUCGCCCAGAAGACCGCCAACAGCCCCCUGUCCAUCAAAAUCUUUCCAUCUGACGUCCGGGUGCCGCAACACAAACAGCUUAACAAAACAGUUAACGGUUUAGACACCACAGGCCAACGCUAUAGCCCCUAUUCACACCCGUACAACCAGGGCUUGUUGGCCGUCGUCCACACAUCUGUGGUGGUCAAAAGUGUGGUGAAAAACCAUGAGGGCAGAAGGACUAAACAUAUAAACACCCAGACUUCUGUGGCACCGUAUAAUAAUCCUCUGAAUAAUGGCUACACAGCCAGACAUGGGCAUAAGGUCUAUCAUAUAAGCUCAUGUAAGCGUCCUGAUGUACCCAUUGAGACACUUUGUUCUAGCGCUGGGAUGGCCUCUGGAGAUCAGAGCCUGGCCCCCCAGUCUGAGCUGGCAGAGGUUCAAAGCCUCAUGAGGGAGAUGAGCAGAGUUCCCCACAGCCAGGCCCUGCAGCUUGGGGGCGAAGCGCGAGCCAGCCCCUCGCUUCAGGCUGUGGCUGCUGUGGCACAUUCAGACUCUGACUUUGUUCUGGGGGUGCCGCCACAGAGCAGUCUGGCAUUCACCGGGGCAGUGCUGCCUACGCAGAGUGCAGAUGUAGCCAAAGCUGGGUACUUGGAGAAAGGAGACUACAGAUUGUGGCAGCACAAACAUCAAAUUCAGCCGCAACCCUAUCAGCAGGGAGCAGUGAGGAUGUACAGUGGUGCUCCGGGGCACAGAGCAGUCGAUACCGGGGUUGGCCAGUCUCCUGACACUGGCCUCCCUUUGGCGUGCUCUUCACAGCUUUCCUAUAGGCUGCAUCCCCCCAGUGUGGGCACGGGGCAGGAGCGAGUCAGCGGCUCCUCUGUGAACUGUGCCAGCAUGCAGGGGGAGUUCUCUGUUGGACAGUACUUUGCUCCUCUCUGGGACAGCGUCAUGGCCACCCCAAAUAGCGACUGUUAUACUUCUCAGGUGCUGGCAACGGGUACAUGUUCAGCCAGGCCUAGAGACCUGGGCCUCUCUCGUCUUCAUCCCCAUCUCCACCCUAACCGCCAUCAGCAACACCACCACCAACACCAACACCCACAGCAUCACCAGCCACAGCUCCACCCUCCUCCUCUUCCUCAUUCCCAGGUGUACAACGCAUGUGGGCUCCCCAAUCCUAGUCUGUGCCACGCUGCAGUACUGAGCAGCAGCCUGCAGUCUCUGGAGUGCCUCAUCAGUGAGAUCCACCCCCGCUGCAUCAAAGAGCACAUGCUGGGCCGUGGGUACGAAGCCAUGGGGAUGCCUCAGCUACUGGAGCACCACCAGCAAACCCACAUCCAGCUCCCCGUCUAUAGAUAA
Scomber japonicus (chub mackerel) is the source of this 1515-nucleotide messenger RNA. RefSeq names its product protein FAM222A. The record is from RefSeq and is a predicted model, not a curated record. Lineage: Eukaryota; Metazoa; Chordata; Actinopteri; Scombriformes; Scombridae. The transcript has 2 exons. The coding region runs from base 1 to 1515 and encodes 504 amino acids.